GGCAUCACGUGCACAUAUGAGCCUCGUACUGCUGCGUUUGGCCCCUAGUUCUGCUUGUGGGGCGCUUCCCGAAAUCCGCCAGGAUGGGCUCCCGAAACCCGGCGGACCCCAAGGGACGACGACCGACCCCCAAACUUUGGCGGCCCAGAACUUCCUCACAAGACAAAACUAAAAGCACGUGCAUAAUGCUCCCCUAAAGCUCUGUAAUAUUGAGCAUGGGGUAAGAACCUGAGCUUUCUACUCCCCCCGCGUGCCUGUCUUGUGCUGUUGUGCGCGCCACCGAGCCCGGGCGGCGACAUUUAUCGCCGGCGCCGCUCGCCCUGCCGCUCCACGACGCCUCGGCCCACAUCCCAUAAGUAUUAUCGCUUGCAACUAACGCCUCUGCCUGCACUCCCGUUUUCGUUGGUUUUGGUUUAGUUUGGGCUGGUAUUAACAACCCCCCCCCCCCCGUGCUGGACGCCAGAAGAGCAGUGCUGUGAGGUGUGCCGCAAAGCCGACAAUGCGCUUCAGAUGCUGCUUUGCGACGGCUGCGACUGGCCUCUGCGGUGCUUGGGCGGGCGGAAGAAGGUGCCAUCGGACAGCUGGUUGUGCCCGCACUACACUGGGCGGCACAGCCCUCAGGAGGCCGAUGGCCUCGACGAGGCCCCUGCCGCCAAGCGCGCGGACACCCGCGCCAUCGGGGCCGUGGGCUCUGGCCUGCGGGCUGGUUUCCUGCUGCUGUCGGCUGGGUGGCUGGAGCGGACGGCGGCGCUGCUGGGCGUGCGAGCAGCUCCCUGGCUGCAGGAGGCCCGUUUGGCGGUGGUGGCGCCCCGGCGCUACCUUUGAGGCGGUCCUGCAGCAGGCCCUGUGGGAUGCGAUUGAUCAGUUCGCGGCGUGCUGUCGUGGCACUGGGCGCGCUCUGAUCCUGAGGUCCCUCCGUGGGGACGUCCGCGCCUGGGAGCGGGAGUGGGUGGCGGACGGUGGCCCUCCCUGUGCCCGCGGGGCCUGGUGCCGCAGCUGUGGAGGUCGCGGCGCGCGCGGACGCGGAGUUGUUGCGGGCACUCUGGGCGGGGGCUUUCAAGUGUGCUGUCCUGGUUUGGUGGCGUGUUCGUGCGGUAGCUGGUCUGCUGUGUUGUGGAGGCUGGUUUGAUGUGGCCUGUGUGCCCCGGAUUGCGUGGGGCCCGUGCCCCGGUUUGCUGCGGGUGGGGGCGUGUGUGAUUGCGCGUGGUCGUGCGCCUGCAGUGGUUCGCGUGUAGUCGCGUUGGGCUGCUUUGUUGCUGGGUCAGAUCGCGCGGCCGGCCGGCCGCUUGGUUCAGCGUGCGGGCGUGGCGGUCGGGUAGCUGCUGCCUAUGUUCCCUGGCCUGCUUGGGACACGGGGCCCGGUUUGCAGCGUUUUGGUGCGGGGGGACGGCGCGCUGAUGAGCGUAUGUGCCUGUGGAGGGUUCCCGUUCUCGAGGUGGUUUGGGCUUGGUGCUUGGUCAGUUUUCUGUUUUGUUUCCUGCUUUCUGUUUUGUUUCCUGCUCUGUCCUCCUGCCUUUUGGGGGGCCCUGGCCCUGGUCUGCCCUUGCUUUGCCCCGGAGGGGUGCCCUUGGGUUUCAUUCGGUGGCUUGUGCGGUUGUCCCUGGCGUUCUGCAACCAGUGAUCUCCAUGAUGUUCUUGUGUUGUUAAAAGCCAGACACCUUCCCUGUGCACCUAUCGACGCCGCCAAACUUGAGCGUGCAAUACUGGCUGGCACGUACUGGCACUGGGCACUGGCUCACCCGUUCCUCCCGAGUUGGCGUGCCCCGGCCCCACAGGGGCGCGGCGCACCCAUACGUUGGCUCGCCCAGGGCCAGGAGCGUGACAUUUGGUGAAGGGGAAAGGGCGCGGCACAGUGAAAGGGUCGAGGCGCGUCAGCAGUACGAUAAAGAAGGGAUAACAAGGACAAGACUACACAUACACAAGCCUAGGCGGCGAAAGAGGCCGAGUGGGCGUAAGGCAGGGGUUAAGAGCAAGGGGCGGAUGGCAUGGGGACCGAUUAAGGGAGAGAUGACGGGGUGCUGGGCAGUGUGCAGGCCGCGUUCGGCUCCCCACAAGCACUGCCAGCCUGGAUGCCCCGCAGUAGGGGCACCCAGAUGCAGGGACGGUUAGCGGGGAGGAAGCGUGGGGCGGGCAGGUGGCGAGCACAGGCAGGCUACAAGGUGGGGUGUCAAGGAUGUGAGCGGUGGGCGGGGGGAAAAAGUACGGUAUUGCCAAGGUGCUAGGGCAGCCCGGCAGCAGGCGGUACGUAGGGCAGGCGGCGGCGCGUCACGAAGGUAGACAUGCAGUCGGGCGAGGAGGUCAAGGGGUCGAUGGUGCUGGGUAGGGGGGGCGGGGGGCUCCGGGUGACCACGGCGGACGAAGUAGAACAGGUGGGGUUACGCCACAGAAGGGUGGUGAAUUGGCGGAACAUGCACGGUCUGGAGUAGCCUUAGGGCCCUUCUCGCCAGCAGAGGCGGCCUACCCCUGGAAGAUGCAAGCCCUGUGCUACCUCGCUGUGGCUGCCAGGCUAACGUGCAGGCUAGGUUCGGCUGACCAGUAAACCGGUACCAAAGGGGAAUGCUGCAAUAGGCGCAAUCCAAGAUGCUCGAUG
Molecule: messenger RNA, 2590 nt
Organism: Chlamydomonas reinhardtii
Lineage: Eukaryota; Viridiplantae; Chlorophyta; Chlorophyceae; Chlamydomonadales; Chlamydomonadaceae
Exons: 3
Coding region: 511-825 (104 amino acids)
Source: RefSeq, a predicted model, not a curated record